AAAUAAAUAUUUUAUCCAAUUUUAAAAGAAAUUAACUAUUUUUUGUGUUCGCCGUAAGAUGGCAGCAGCGUUGAUUUGUUUCGAAAAUAAAAGAUAAACGAGCAGUUGUAGUUUGCAUAAUUAUAAAUGUUGCAAAAAUGGAUUUAAAUAAACUAGAAAAUGAAUUCGAAAAGAUUGUUGGUUCUUCAUGCGAAUCAACAAGUGCACAAGAACGAAUUAUAUUGACUCAGCGAGCAAUAGGAAAAUACUACAAAACUGAACAUGAAUUACUUAAGAAAGAAAAUGAUCAAAUUGAUGACCAAAUGGCUAAAGACGGAAAACAAAUACAAGAAACGGAAAAAAAAAUUCAAGAAGUGAAAGAAAUAAAAGAUCAACUCAUUUCUGCUAUGUCAACACUUUCAACGGCAACAAUACAUUUAUUGGCACGAAAAAAUGAAGUACAAGAAGACGUAAUAAAGUGGGAAAAUAAAAUCAACAAAACUGCUGAAAUAAUGGAGAAUUUUAUAAAAAAAGAAACCGCAAAACGAGAAGAGGGAAAUGAUAUUUACAAACAAGUUAUUAAAAAACGCAAUAACAUAACAGCAUUACAAAUUGAACGAGCCGUUUUAGAAAAACGGAUUGAAGUACAACAACGACAAAUUAAACAACGAAAAGAAAUAAACUAUUUGUUAUUUCGCAACGAAAUUGUUGAAUUUGUGAAAUCGGUUACCACCCAUAAUCGAAUAAUUCAAUUAAAUAAAGAUAUAGCUAAGAUGAAAUUGAAUUUGAACGAAAUGAGCGUCAAGUUCAAUCAGUUAUCUUUGAAUAAGUUAUCAACCUUUAAAGUAAGAUCUGUUUUUGCCACAAGUUUUCAACAAACAGCUUUAAACAAUAGAGGGAAUACCUUAAAAUCAGUAGAUAAAACAACUAAGACCAUAAAAGGUCAAGAAAAUAGCUUAAAAGUUGUAAAACCCGAAACUACAAUUAUUUCAAAGCAGCCUAACAAAACCACUUCAAGUACAUUAAAAAUACAACCACCAAAAACUCUUUUGUCCAGCACGGAUCACGAAGAUAAUGAUAGAAAAGAGUUUCAACAAAGAUCCGAUGAGCGUAAAAGAAAAUAUUUACAUUUAAUGUCCACUUCAUUUGAUGAUUUGGCGAAGAAUUACCAAGAGAAUACCGAAACAAACAUAAAAGAAACCCCUAAAACUAACGUUGAAAAGGAGAACUCUCAAAAAGGAGUUAUUAAAAAAAUCGAAAAGAAACCUAGCAAAGAGGAAAAUAUUACGAUAUCUUCGAAAAAUUCAUCGAAGAAGAUUAAAUUGAUUGACAAUGUAAAAAUUCAACAAUCACCGCCAGUUGAAGGUCUAUUUCUCAUUCCAAAAUCUAUUGAAGGACGUAAACCGAAAAAGGUAUCGUUUGCUGAAAGAAAAACUCAAGAAGAGGUACCUUUAACUGACGAUACUAAUCAUAAUCAUAAUAAUUCGGUUAUAAGCGGAAAUGAAAGUAAUCAAAGUUUUACGUUUUCAAAUACUGAAGAAAGGGAAAUUUCAAAAUUCUUUAAAAACCCCGAAGGAGAUAGAUCGGUUUGGGAAGAUGAAGAUAAUUAUGAAGUGAAUAAUGAAGUUAAUUAUUCCUUUUUGACAUCUCAAUAUAAUACCACAAAAACACCUACAGACAAUACUAAUAAUGACUCAACUGCGCAAGACAAUUUCUUUUUAACACCAAGCGAUAAUGGGAACAUGUUGGGUUUUGAUUUUGGAAUGGGGAAUCAACAAGCAUCUAGUAACCCAUUUUCACUCUUUUAAAACCUUAUAGGUUCAUUUGUUAUUAAAUAUUUUGUUAAGUUAAUAAUUUAUUCUA
Molecule: messenger RNA, 1842 nt
Organism: Onthophagus taurus
Lineage: Eukaryota; Metazoa; Arthropoda; Insecta; Coleoptera; Scarabaeidae
Product: peptidoglycan DL-endopeptidase CwlO-like
Source: RefSeq, a predicted model, not a curated record